This is a messenger RNA of Trifolium pratense (red clover), 2546 nucleotides long. RefSeq lists its product as uncharacterized. The record is from RefSeq and is a predicted model, not a curated record. The transcript has 3 exons. NCBI's taxonomy places the organism in Eukaryota, Viridiplantae, Streptophyta, Magnoliopsida, Fabales, Fabaceae. The coding region runs from base 497 to 2365 and encodes 622 amino acids.
UGGAAGAACAUUUCUCUUAACCUUGAAAAAGCACAUGCAUGUCCUUCAUUCAAUAUACCUGCCUCUCACGUGUCAGCCACAUCCUCUCUUUCCUUCUUUUUAAGGGACUUUUCCUAACAAAUCAAAAUACUAAACACUUUUACCCUUCCCUUUCACAAGAUUUCUCUUACCACUUUGCACCAAAAAAAAAGUCACUAAUUUUUCUCACUUUUCCUUUCCCUCUCACAAGACUUAGUAGUUUCCUUUUCUUUCCAUUUUUUUGGCAUGUUGUUCCUAAUCUCUUUACUACUCAAAAAACUCCUUUAAACAUUCAUAUAAUACACCACAAGAGAGAAAAAUAUAUGUAGAGAAGAAAAAGAAAAAAACAUUGGAAAAAAAUACACACAAAAGCUUAUGAUGCUAUUGCUAGCCAUAACUAUAACUUAUCAAGUGUCCAAAUUUUCAAGUAAAUCUUUAACUUGGUUACUUUAAAUUCUAGGACACAAUUUACAUCACCAUGUCCUCUUGUCAUAAUAAGACAAACAACCUUAAAGAAGGUUUGAAAGAGAAUUCACACAACAAAAUCAGGAAAAGAAACUGUUCAUCUUCAUCAUCAUCAUCUUUAGCAAGAAAAUACAGAUUCAAGAGAGCAAUUUUGGUUGGAAAGAAAGGAGGGUCUACCACACCAGUUCCACUGUGGAAAACUAGUUCUACAACUUCACCUUCUAUGGAUACUGCUACUCAACAGGUUUUUCACUCUUCAGCUUCAGGGUUAGGUUCUAAAGACAAAGAGAAAGAGAUUUCUGUUUCAGCUAGAAAACUUGCUGCUACUUUGUGGGAAAUCAAUGAUAUGCAACAAUCAAGUGUUAAGAAGGAAUUUGAAGUUGAGCAAAUGAGAAGCUGCAAGGAAACAACUAUUAGAAGAAGAGAAAAAGCUGUGAGCUUAUCUAGAUCAGGUUUGUUGAGGCCACUUAUGUCAGAUCCAUGUAACAGUCCUAUUUCAGAGAGAAUGAAAGGAUUUGAAAGUGAUGGAUACAGAAGAACAGGGUUAUCUCAUCAUCCACUUCGUUCUGGUGUGGAUGCUCAUACCAGUGAGAAUUGUAGCAAAAAUGCGGUUGGAGUUAAGAGCCGUCUGAAGGAAGCUAGAAGUGGCCUGUCUACAUCGAAGAAGGUUCUUAAGGUUUUAAAUCAAAUGUGUCAUCGAGAGAAGCAGUCGUCAACAAUGGCCCUCGUAUUGGCUCUCGGAAGUGAGCUUGAGCGAGUCUGUGGCCUAAUUGAUAAACUGAUCCAAGAAGAGCGCUCAAACUCGAACCAAGAUGAUAUUGAAGAUGUGGUGAAGCAUUUUGUAGAAGAAAAGGCUGCAUGGAAAAGAAGAGAAAAAGAAAAGAUUCAUGAUGCCGUAAAAAUUGUAGCUGAAGAGCUUAUGGUGGAGAAGAAGUUAAGAAAACAAACUGAAAGGUUGAAUAAGAAGAUUGCCAUAGAAAUGGCUACCAUAAAAGCUUCUCACAUGGAAGUAUGCAACGAGCUCGAAAGGGAGAAACGUGCAAAAGAGAUUCUGGAGCAAAUUUGUGACGAAUUAGCUAGAGGUAUUGGGGAAGAUAAAGCACAGGUGGAGGAAAUGAAAAAGGAGUCAGUUAAAGUUCUCGAAGAAGUGGAAAAGGAGAGGGAAAUGCUUCAGCUAGCGGAUAUUCUGCGUGAGGAGAGAGUCCAGAUGAAGUUGUCAGAGGCUAAAUAUCAAUUCGAGGAGAAAAAUGAUUUCCUAGAAAAGCUUAGAAACGAGCUUGAGAACUUUAUAAAAACUAGAGAUGAAGAAAAUGGAGAUAUUUCUCCCGGGAGUUCAAAAUUCAACGAUCUCGAGACUUAUUUCAAUAACAUUUGUCAGGGAUUCCAAAAUGCAGAGAAGGUGAAUGAUUCGGAUGAGGACGGCAGUGAUCUCGUUUCCAUUGAAUUAAACAUGAAUAACGACAAUAGAGGCUACGAGUGGAGUUAUGGAAGCGAAAAGGACGCUCAAAACGACUCAAAAAGAGUUUCAACUGACAAAGAAAGUACAGGAAGGAAAUCCUCUGAGAGAAUUCAAUGGGGAAGUAUUUGCUUCAACAAGAGAAAUUCCAGUUUUAAGAAGAGGGAUUUGCCUAUAAAUAUUCAAGAAUUUUGCGAUCAUUUGGAUCUCUCUCGAGCUCGGAUACAAGACAAUAACGAAGGAACUCCGAGAAAUAGGUCUAUUUCGGAUGCUAAUCAUGUUCACAGAAAAGAUAAUCAGUUAACUUUGCAGUGUAAUAGUAAAGAAGCUGGAGAAAAUGCUCUUCUUGCCCUGCAAGGUGAAAAUUUGAAGCAAGAAGAGAAAAAAUCAAGAUGUUACUUAAAGAGUUUUGACAGUGAUAGUUAGCAACUUAUUAUUAUCAUUGAUAUAGCUUCUAUUAUUUUAAUUUUUGUUCCAAAUUGUAAAUGUUGUCUUUCAUGUAUUGAAUAUGUUAAAAACUUAUCAUUGGUAAUAUUUGUUAAAACUAUAUAGCAAGAAACAAACAUGUAAAUAUUGAACAAGUUGUUAAAUUAUUGGCUAGUCACUA